Messenger RNA from Trichomonas vaginalis G3, 1416 nucleotides. RefSeq names its product serine palmitoyltransferase family. Gene Ontology annotation, cellular component: endoplasmic reticulum. Gene Ontology annotation, biological process: ceramide biosynthetic process; sphingosine biosynthetic process. The record is from RefSeq and is a predicted model, not a curated record. Gene Ontology annotation, molecular function: pyridoxal phosphate binding; serine C-palmitoyltransferase activity. Lineage: Eukaryota; Parabasalia; Trichomonadida; Trichomonadidae. The transcript has a single exon.
UUGGUAGUCGCUUUCGUUGAGGGCUUUUUAGCAAGUAUUUGGGCAUCUACACCAAAACACUUGAUUUUUGAGGUUGCUCUUAUUGUUGCAUUCUUCAUAUUACUUACAAAGAAACCACGUGAAGUUAUCAAAAAUGAUGAACAACUUACACCAGCAGAAGAAGAUGCAAUUAUUACUGCUUGGACUCCUAAGCCAAUAGUUCCAGAACUUCCAGAUGACUAUGAUACUUCAGUGCUAGAAACAAAGGUUGUUUCCAGCGCUCCUACCGAUAAGAUUACAGUUGAAGGAAAAGAAGCACUUAACUUUGCCGUUCCAAACUUUUUUGGAUUGAACAAUGAUAAACAGCUUCUUGAAGCCGCACAGAACGCUAUUGACCAUUAUGCUGUUGGCUCAUGCGGUCCACGCCAGUUUUACGGUACAAUGGAUGCACACCUUGAUGUAGAAGAAGCUAUUGCCCGCUGGACAGGUGUUGAAGACUCAGUAAACUACUGCUUCCCAUUCGCCACAACCACAUCUGUUAUUCAGGCCUUUGCUCAUAACACUGAUGUUGUUUUCAUUGAUGAAUACUGCUGGUUUGCCAUUAAAGUUGGUGCGGAUUUAACCCGUGGCAAAGUCGUUGUUUUCAAGCACAAUGAUAUGGGAGAUCUCCGUGAUAAGAUCAUAAAGACAAAGAACUCCUUCGAACGUUGGGAAAAGUGCAAUCGUUGGGUUGUCGCUGAAGGCAUUUCUACAAACGAUGGCACAAUCGUUGAUCUUCUUUCCAUCAUCAAGCUUCGCCAUGAAUUCUGCCUCCGCAUUAUUCUCGAUGAAACAAACUCUUUCGGCGCACUCGGAAAGACAGGACGUGGUGCUUGCGAGCAUUUUGAUAUCGACCGUUCUGAAAUUGAGAUUUCAAUCGGUUCUUAUGGAACAGCUCUUGCUUCUCUUGGUGGCUUCACCAUUUCUACAAAAGAACUUUGCGCUCAUCAAAGAUUAUCAUCUCAUGCUUACAUCUUUUCAGCUUCGCCUCCACCAUACGUUGUCAUCUGCGCUCGCCGUGCUGUAGAGAUUGUUGAAAAAGAUGGCGCUGAACGCAUUGCUAAACUUCGUAACAAUACAGCUCUAAUGUACCAGGAACUUUCCGACAUCAAGGGCCUUGAGGUUAUUUCAGAUCCAAUAUCACCAAUUGUCCAUCUCAAGCUCGGAAAAGAACUUUCUCUUAAAGAAGCUAACAUUGCCUUACAAAAGGUAUGCGAUGCAGCUCUCAAUGAUGAAACAGCACCAACAUUUGUUGUUAAGUCCAAAUUUGUACUCAACCGUGAUUCAAACAAGGAAAGACCAACAAUCAAAUUAUACGUUUCUCCAAUUCACUCAGAAGAGGAAAUCAAGAGCGCUGCUGCUGCAAUUAAGCGUGCUGCUGAGAAGAUCUUAGCUUGA